AUGAGUUUUGAGGACCUCCUGCAGGAAGUAGGUGGAUUUGGGAAAUACCAGGUACUGGUGGUGUUGAUGCUUUGUCUGCCCAGACUAGUUAUUCCCAUGCACUUUCUGCUGCACAAUUUUAUCUCCGCCUCUCCACCCCACCACUGUGCCAUUCCAGACUUUGCUGGCAUUUCCAAUAUCAGCCAAGAGGAGAUUUUCCGCACUGUCCUCCCAAGAGACCCCGAUGGGGGGCUGAGCCCCUGCAAGGUGUUUUCGAGUCCUUGGUCUCACUCGCUGGUCAACUCUUCCUGGGAGCUGCAUGAUGCUUCAUCUACCCAGAGCUGCUGGCAGGGAUGGGUGUACGAUGCCACUCAGUACGUCUCGACCACCGCCACCGAGUGGGACCUGGUGUGUGAGAAGAAGGCCUUGAACCAAGCAAUCGCUACUUUCUUCUUCAUUGGUGUCACCUUUGGGGCUGUGCUUUUUGGCUACUUGUCUGACAGGUUUGGCCGGCGCAAGACGCUUGUGCUCUCGUUAUGCAUCACGCUGUUCUUUGGGACCAUGUCGGCAUUUUCGAUGUCCUACCCGAUGUUCGUCGUCAUGAGGUCUCUUUGUGGAAUGGGGCUCACGGGGUUGUCCAUCAUCUCCAUGAUAUUAGCUGUGGAGUGGACGGACAUCAAGCACCGCACCUUCUGCGGCACCGUCAGCAGCCUUUCCUGGUCUGUUGGGUACAUGCUCCUGGCACUGGUGGCCUACUUGAUCCGGUCCUGGCGCUGGCUUGUGCUGGCGGUCACGUCUCCCUGCCUCCUCGGCAUUGCGGUUUGCUGGUGGCUGCCCGAGUCAGCCCGGUGGCUCCUGAUGAGGAAGGAGGUGAAGGCUGCCCAGAGCUCCCUUUGCAGGUGUGCCAGGGUCAAUGGCAGAGGAGACAUCUGCUCCCGGAUCACGCCAGAAGUCCUGCAGGAGGCUGUGGCCACAGACAAGUCCAGGACCUGUUCCUACUGGCACUUGGUGAAGACUCCCGAGCUGAGAAAGACCACGCUCUGCUCCUCCAUGGUUUGGUUUGGUGUUGCAUUUACUUACUAUGGCAUCAGUCUAAACAUCACCGGCUUUAGCUUGGACCCGUACCUGACACAGUUAAUCUUCGGGGCCAUCGAGGUUCCGGCCAAACUCAGCGUGUAUUUCGUCCUGGAUCGCAUUGGGCGCCGGCGCUGCCAGUCCUGGUCCUUGAUAGCCACCGCAUCCCUGAUUGUACUGAAGACGGCCAUCCCCGCAGAGCACGGACACCUCCGGUUAGCUGUGGCCCUCUUGGGGAAGGGUUUCUCGGAAAUCUCCUUCACUACUGCCUUCCUAUACACAGCUGAACUUUACCCCACUGUACUCAGGCAAAGUGGCAUCGGCUGCUGUUCAUUUGUGGCCCGGAUUGCCAGCUCUGUGGCUCCUCUGAUCAUGUUGCUGGAGGACACAUGGAGAUACCUCCCGCCGAUGAUUUUCAGCGUGAUGGCUGGCUUAGCCGGGUUGGCGGCCUUCUUGCUAACGGAGACCACCAACGUCCACUUGCCGGACACCAUACAAGACGUGGAGAAUGGCAGGUAG
Messenger RNA from Varanus komodoensis (Komodo dragon), 1572 nucleotides. RefSeq names its product solute carrier family 22 member 7-like. Lineage: Eukaryota; Metazoa; Chordata; Lepidosauria; Squamata; Varanidae. Gene Ontology annotation, molecular function: transmembrane transporter activity. The record is from RefSeq and is a predicted model, not a curated record. Gene Ontology annotation, cellular component: membrane. Gene Ontology annotation, biological process: transmembrane transport. The transcript has 9 exons. Bases 1 to 1572 code for a protein of 523 amino acids.